AUGCAAAACAAGACUCUCUUAUUUUUUAGAAAUCCAGACCUUUCUCAAGAUUUUAUUUCUCCUUUGGAACAGCUAGGGUUAUCAAUUAUUUGCAUCCCAGUUCUUGAAUUCGAUUAUAUAAAAUAUGAACCAAAUUUAAGAGCUGCUAUACAUGAAUUAUCAAAUGAGAAAGGAAUAAUUUUUCCAAGUCCGAGAGCUGUGAUUGCAUUAAGUCGUUCUAAUCAAGAUUUAAGGCAUUUAAAAUGAUAUGCAGUUGGAGAAAGCACUGCGAAAGCAUGCUUAGAAAUCCUUGGGAAAACUCCAGAAGUAAUCGGUACAAGAGGAGCAGCAGAACUGGCAGAUAAAAUUAUUGAAGACCAAGGCCCAGGAGGCUCGUUUAUUUAUUUAGGAGGAGACAAUCAAAGCACUCUUCCUCAUGAAAAAUAUCAAAAAGCAGAAAUAACUAUCAAAGAAGUGUGCUGCUAUUCCACAAUUCCAGUAGGAAAAGAAAGUUUUUUAAAUUCAAUUCAAAACAUCCAGCCAAUAGGCUGCGUAUUUUUCAGUCCAUCAGGCGUAAAAACAGCAACAAAACAUUUAGCUGACCAAAAUUGGAAUUGGGGAGCAGUAAAAACGUUUGCUAUAGGAGACACCACAGCUACUGCAUUAAGAAAUAACUCAGAAAUUGCAAGAUGUGAUGGAGUCCCUACUGAAUUUAAUUUAGAAGGUCUCAAACAAGUACUUAUUGAUUAUUUUUCUCACAAUUAA
Blepharisma stoltei is the source of this 744-nucleotide messenger RNA. NCBI's taxonomy places the organism in Eukaryota, Ciliophora, Heterotrichea, Heterotrichida, Blepharismidae. The record is from the annotation of a GenBank genome assembly.